Messenger RNA from Mesorhabditis spiculigera, 597 nucleotides. The record is from the annotation of a GenBank genome assembly. NCBI's taxonomy places the organism in Eukaryota, Metazoa, Nematoda, Chromadorea, Rhabditida, Rhabditidae.
AUGACCACCGCCAAGACGCUGAUGGCGAUGAUUUUUGGGGCGCCGAUUAUGAGCGUCGUGGCGGCGUCCAUGGUGCAUGUUGUGCGCUGGGUGUCGAACAUGAUUUUGGCGCAUCUGAUUUUUCUGAACUAUCGCAAGAACCUCAAGAAGAAGCAGCUGAAAGCGAAACACGGGCUGUUUUUCCAAUUGGAACGAUGGCAUAGUUGGAGUUAUUUGAUGCAGGAAACGCUGGUUUUUUUCAUUACCGUAUCGUUGGCUGUGCUGAUGGCUGCUUUUGGUGGCUACGUGUUGAUGAAAGAAAAUGACUGGUCUUUGGACCAUACCGUACGCUACUCGUUUUCGUUGCUAAUCGGAACUGGAGGUCAAGAACUUGCACCAGACUAUCUGACCAAUAAAACCAUUGAUUACCCGCGAGCAAUUCACGUCACAAAUAUCCUCCUAUGGUUUUCAACUUCCCUGGCCUUCAUUUUUGGCGGAAUUAUGCAACUCGUGGAUAUGACCUGCACUGUGCUUCAUCGAGUGGGUGAAAUCGACAAAGACGAAAUCGCCUAUUUCCGAAAGCUACGCCAAGCAAAGCGAGAGUUGAAAUAUGUAAAG